AAGCAUUUCUAUGCCCAGCCGCUCUCUUCACCCUCCUUCCUGUUUUUCUCACCAGUCUCCCUCCACCAUGUCCAAGCUGCAGCUUCUCCUGCUCGCCGGCUUCAUCUGCUGGGCGAACGCCGGACUCUACUUCCAAGAAGGGCAGCCCUGCUACAAACCAGCAGCCAAAAGACACCCGGGGGUCCGGAAUUACCCGCGGCCCCACGAAUACCUCCCGGCCCGCAGCCUGCCCAAGGCGUGGGACUGGCGCAACGUGAACGGCACCAACUACGUCAGCACGACCCGCAAUCAGCACAUACCCCAGUACUGCGGCUCGUGCUGGGCCCACGGGAGCACCAGCGCCAUGGCAGACCGCAUUAACAUAAAGAAGAAGGGGGCGUGGCCUUCUGCCUACCUGUCCGUCCAAAACGUCAUCGACUGCGGAAACGCCGGAUCCUGCGAGGGGGGAGACCACGGUGGGGUCUGGGAGUACGCGCAUGAACACGGGAUCCCUGACGAGACCUGCAACAACUACCAGGCCAAGGAUCAGGAAUGCAACAAAUUCAACCAGUGCGGAACCUGCGUCACCUUCGGGAAAUGCUUCGUCCUGUCAAACUACACCCUCUGGAAGGUGGGAGACUUCGGAUCUGUCAGUGGAAGAGAGAAAAUGAUGGCGGAAAUCUACAAGAACGGCCCAAUCAGCUGCGGGAUUAUGGCCACAGAACAGCUGGAUGCAUAUAGCGGUGGCGUGUACUCUGAAUACCAACCCGAAGCGAUGGUGAAUCAUAUCGUGUCUGUGGCCGGCUGGGGCGUGGAUGACUCCGGCGUGGAAUACUGGAUCGUCCGAAACUCGUGGGGCGAGCCUUGGGGCGAAAGGGGCUGGCUGCGGAUUGUUACAAGCAAAUACAAAGGAGGAAAGGGAGCAGAUUAUAACCUUGCCCUUGAGGAGGACUGUGCUUAUGGAGACCCCAUUCUUCCAUGAACAAAACUUCUCUUAAGGAUCACCCCAGUGACCUUCGCACCUCGUUAACGAAGGUCGUCCUGGAAGAAAAAAUUACUCUAUACGGAUGACGCAAAUGUGAUUUCAAACUAAAACGCAGACAAACUUUAUCGCUCAGGAAACCGGAUCAGCGUUUACCUCUCGUUACAAAAUGCUUUCAGUACCAAAGGCGGUCCCAGCAUGAAAAAUACUCGCUGAUUUAACGCCUUGGGAAAUAUUUUUCGAUUAUGCUGUUUUUAGCACCAGGGUGGCAUUUUUUUUUUAAA
Messenger RNA from Spea bombifrons (plains spadefoot toad), 1245 nucleotides. It is a transcript of the gene CTSZ, whose product is annotated as cathepsin Z. Gene Ontology annotation, molecular function: cysteine-type endopeptidase activity. Lineage: Eukaryota; Metazoa; Chordata; Amphibia; Anura; Pelobatidae. Bases 11 to 961 code for a protein of 316 amino acids. The record is from RefSeq and is a predicted model, not a curated record. Gene Ontology annotation, cellular component: lysosome. The transcript is spliced from 6 exons.